Molecule: messenger RNA, 5674 nt
Organism: Oncorhynchus kisutch (coho salmon)
Lineage: Eukaryota; Metazoa; Chordata; Actinopteri; Salmoniformes; Salmonidae
Product: ETS domain-containing transcription factor ERF
Exons: 5
Coding region: 702-2525 (607 amino acids)
Biological process (GO): regulation of transcription by RNA polymerase II; cell differentiation
Cellular component (GO): nucleus
Molecular function (GO): DNA-binding transcription factor activity, RNA polymerase II-specific; sequence-specific DNA binding
Source: RefSeq, a predicted model, not a curated record
AAAACAGGAUACACCAAUUUACCGGCGGCGGGUCUCCACAGCAACGUCGCACCGUGUAGUGACGCCAAACAGGCGGAUGGCAAGUAGGCGUAUCUCCUUCCCAGGUCCGCGUGGGCGUCCCCGUGUGGUAGGGAGAGCGAAACACGACACCCCUAGAGAGGAAGGGGGGUAGAGAAUACGGAGUGAGUGGAAAAUGAAAAGUCUGUAGAAAGAGAAAGAAAAAAAACGUGGUUCCAUACUAUUCAGAUUGAGAUUUUUUCUUACGUUGUUUUGACUGCUGGAAUGAUGAUAUGGAAGAUUCGACCAUGCAACAAUGUAACGCGGUUAAACUGAUGAGCUAAAUAAUUAGAACCGAGUGUUACAAGGCAUUCCCCCGCUAUCGGCACGACGGACAUAAAAGUUAAACGCCAUUCAGCGCUCACGAUUGGAUUUAUACAAAGCUAGAACACUUCGUCUCAACGAUUUGUGAAAAAGAACACAAAAAAAUACAACUUGGAGCUCAAAAGUAACUAGGGAACAGUAGGGGCCAGGGGUUUAGAGCGCUUGAGAACAGAGGGAUUUAGGCUAAGCUUAGAAACGGAAAAGUUUUAAAGCAAACGAGAAAUUUUGCAACAUAUCAAGAAGAACAACGAAGUCUGGGUGUCGGAUACCAAGCGAGCUAGAAACCAAACGGGAAACUGUCUGAAUUGACCAGAGUCACCAUGAAAACCCCGGGGGAUACGGGGUUCGCCUUCCCCGACUGGGCCUACAAGCCCGAGUCGAGCCCCGGCUCGCGACAGAUCCAGCUGUGGUGCUUCAUCCUGGAGCUGCUGCGGAAGGAGGAGUACCAUGAAGUCAUCGCCUGGCAGGGCGACUACGGAGAGUUUGUCAUCAAGGACCCCGAAGAGGUGGCCCGACUGUGGGGCGCCCGCAAGUGCAAACCUCAGAUGAACUACGACAAGCUGAGCAGGGCGCUUCGAUACUACUACAACAAGAGAAUCCUCCACAAGACCAAAGGGAAGAGGUUUACCUACAAGUUCAACUUCAACAAGCUGGUGCUGGUCAACUACCCCUUCAUCGACAUGGGCUCUGGUAGGGGAGUCCCCCAGAGCGCCCCCCCCGUGCCGACUGGGGGCAGCCACUUCCGCUUUCCCCCCUCCACCCCGUCCGAUGUGCUCUCCCCCAGUGAGGACCUGCGCAGCCCGGGCAUGUUCAGCAGCGUGGCCCGCCGCCUGGGCCGCGGCUCUGUCUCCGACUGCAGCGACGGCACCUCCACCAACUCUGAGCUGGAGGAAGGCGUGGGGGGUGAAGAUCGUGGCGGCACGGGCCCUGAACGGGCAUUCCGCGGCCUCCUCCACCCCCGCCUCUCCCACGACUCGCUGUUUCGCGCCUACGGAGGCCCUGGUGGGCUAGGCCGCCCCCCGCCCGGCCACAGAGUCCAUGGUGACCCCAUGUCCCCGUUCCCUGUGUCCCCCCUGCCGGGCCCUGGGGGCCUCCUGGGCUCCACCCUGUCUCCGGCCCUUUCCAUGACCCCUGGCUCCCACCUGCCCUACACCCCGUCCCCCUCCCUCAGCCCCAUGCUGGGCUCCCACUUCUCCUUCAACCCGGACGACAUGAAGCGCUACCUGCAGGCCCACCACCAGAGUGUCUACAACUACCACCUCAGCCCCAGAGCCUUCUUCCACUACCCCAACAUCGUGGUCCCCCAGCCCCACAGGCCCUCUGCCGCCCCUGACAAGCCCAUGACAGCCCACCACCAUGCCCCGCCCAUGCCCCACUCCCAUUCGUUGCACCACCACCAAGGGGAGGAGCAGCACCCCUCGCCCUUCAAGUUCAAGCUGCAGCCACCUCCGCUGGGGCGUAAACAGAAGGACGGCUCCACCUCCUCUACCGGGGUCUCCUCCUCUAGCCUAGGCUCCUCCUACGCUGCCUCAGGACUACUCUCUAACUCCUCCUCCUCAGUGGGCCCAAAAAUCAAGGUGGAGCCUGUCUCCGACGUUGAGUCCGAUGAGGAGGUGGAGGUGACCGACAUCAGCGAGGAGGACGAGCUGCUUGAUGAUGACGAGGGAGAUGUCUUCACCCCCCCUCAUCCCACCAACGGAACCGCCCCUACUGCCAUCACCAACGGCAACCUGGGCGCCAUCGUCGAGGACGACCUGGACGAGGACGUGUUCAAAACCCCCGCCGCCCCUCCCAUGGGCCCUCUAACCCCCUCCCUGUUGGCCCUGAAGCGCGAGCCGGGCCAAGGCCCUCCCAUCAGCCCUGGUGACACCCUCUGCAUCCCCCUGAAGCUGCGCUUCAAACGCCGCUGGAGCGAGGACCAGAAGAUGGAGGCCGAUGGCGAGCGCGAUGAGGCCGAGGACAAGAAAGUGCGGGCAGAGAAACAGGUGGAGCCAGCAAGGAGGGAGUCAGAGAAUGGGGAGGGGCCAAGGAGAAGCCUGUCCCUGAGUAUGCGCGCUCCUCCCCCUCCGGCCCAGCGCAGGGCCAGCUCCGAGUUGCAGAGAGCCACAGCCCAGCUGUCUCUGGAGAGCCAUGGAGCUUGCUGAGGCAGGGAUACGCACAAACCGUGGACACGCAUACACACAAUCACAUGCCCGUACCUACAUACACAUUCACUCAUAUAACCAAGCAUGCACAUAGAAACAAGUGCCUGGGCAAAAAGCCUUUUUACUCCAAUUUGCAACACAUGAAACCCAGAACAUUAACAAACAGCUCGGCAUUCUGUGACUAAGACACUAAGGGAUGGUCAUAGACACUAAGGGAUGGUCAUAGACACAAAUUAAUACUGACACCCCCUCUAAACGAAGGACCCCCUGGGCCUAUCCCUUAGACCUGUACACUGCCUUUAGGUGCCUCCCAUCUCGCCUCAACAUCUCCCAGUAACACCCAUAGCUCCUUUGCCUUUCAGGGAUGCAUCAACACAGAUGGGAAAGAACCCCCCCCCACCCACCCACCCCUUCAACAGACUUGAAAAGAGAUUACAGAAGUGCCUGUCUUCACAUACAAUGGUUUACAAAGCAAAGGAAAGCGAGGGGCCUCGUACCAACUCUUGUCAACUAUUCCAUCACCUUUGACUGGGAAGGGAGCUCAGGAGUCAUAACGAAGAGACUUCCCUGUCCAUAUCUGUCUAAUCACAGGGACUGACUUAGAGACUUAGGACUGAAUUUGUGUCUGAGUCAGCGCUCUCUCUUUGACCAUCGUCCCCCACCGACUUGAGCGUAGGGACAAAAAACAAAAUGGCGUGCAUCCAAGCCUUAAUGGACAGCUCGUGUACUGGGCAGGGUCCAACAAGGGGAGCAGCAAAAAGCCUUCAAGUUGGGGCCCUACAUGUUAGGGGCCAUUAAUGUGGGGGUCCUACAUGUUAGGGGCCAUUAAUGUGGGGGUCCUACAUGUUAGGGCCCAUUAAUGUGGGGACCCUACAUGUUAGGGGCCAUUAAUGUGGGGACCCUACAUGUUAGGGGCCAUUCAUGUGGGGGCCCUACAUGUUAGGGGCCAUUAAUGUGGGGACCCUACAUGACUUUUGCACAAUCUUAUAAGGAGUGAAACGAGGAGAUUGGUAAUUUGUUCGCUUGGAAUGGUGUUGAAAGAGUAUCUUAGAGGUCUCCUCCGUUCCCCUGGUUUGAGCUGCUUCUUUCUCCCAUAGAGAGCGCCUCAAAAAAGAAAAAAAGGACAGUAUUUGGGAAGACGCGGUGCACGGAGGGUUAGAAGUACCUCUGUAUAUACAAUGUUCUUGAACUGAAACGAAUAUUUUUUUUUUCUCACUCCCCCAAAAAAGUAUACAGUGAAAUGAAUGCGAGUACCUAGGUGAGCUCAUGCAAAGCCUUUUAGUGACAUUUUAAACUUUUAAAUUCCUUUUUAUUUUCUGUAUUUCACAAAUACGCAGCACAUUUUUUUUGAACAAACAAGACAAAUUGAGAUUGUGCUUUUUUUUAAGCUGACAGGCGACUAUACGUGAAUUACCCUGGCCAAAUAAUGUACACACACACACACUAUAGAAGCCUCAAGCAUACCGUACUGAAAUUUGUUGGUGUGGGCACAGACCUUAUACACUGACUGCCACUUUGCCUUUUUUUUAUACCAAGAAACAGAAUCUGAAUAACUAAAACCAAUACUACACAUAUUUUAUUUGAAUAUAUUAAAUACAAAUGUUAUAAUUCAAAAAAUUAUAAUUUGAUAUGAAUCAGGAAAUGCUAUUUUUAAUGAUAACUCUGUCGGACAUGUGUAUAUAUAUAUAUGAGGGAGCCUCUUCUCACCUUGCCUCUCUUGACAGUGGAGCUGAAUUGGAAAGGGAUCAUGUGCAAGAGGAAUCGGAACACAUUUAAUAUUUAUAAUGUAAAAAUAAGUGUUCUGAUUGGUGGGUGAAAAGCGACCAGUAAAUGAACAAAUAAUGGAGAAAUGUUGCAUCGUGGAAACGUUUUAAGAUUUUGGGGUCACGUUUUCUGGCCCCCCCGUUUUCUGCCCCCCCCCCCCCCCCCCCCCCCCCGAACCCCAACUUUACGACCAGGAUCCCACCCCCUCUCAGCAACCCAAACUCUCCUGGAAACACAAGGACAGGGCACCUUUGUUGUCUAUUGAACCCACUGUUUGUCUGGACUUGGCCUUUGUCUUGGACCAUGAACUAUACUAGGAGAAUGCAUCAGUAACACUCCGCCACCUGAAUAUGUACAUGUUUGAGGUAGACCUGGUCUGCUGAGAGGUCUGUAAUGUGGGUUAACCUAGAGUAAAAGGAAGGUGACAUCACUAGCGACAUGAUCCCCCACCCCCGUACUAGUCUCUGGGUUGGAAGACUCUUAACCAAAGAAACAACCCUCGCCCAUGCAGGAUAUGACAUCACAAAACCUCAGAGAGGGACUUCCCGUAAUCUGAGAAGACGCUCUGCGGGUGCCGUCUAGGUCCCUCCAGCCUUUGUAACUCAACAAGAGCCGGGCCCAAAAAAAAGACUCGCUCAAGAGUUUGUUCAUAGCACUAGUAUGGUGUAAGUGGGUGUCUGUAUGCAGAUGUUGGUGUUGCCGUAGCCACCCAGUACGUCUUUUGUCCUGCCUUGCAUUGUAACUGACAGCUUCAAAAGAAAAUCAUCUAAAAAUGUACCCACUUUUCCCUCGUCGUUGCUGUUUGUUAUUUGUCCCAAAUGAUUAUUUACUGUCAUUGUUAUUAUUAUUAUUAACGUUAUUUACUAUUUGAUUAUUUUGUACCCCUCUGGGCCUACCUCUUUUCCAUGGCUAUUUGAAUCCCUCGCGUUUUGUAUUUUAUAUUUUCAGUAUGUAUUUUCCAGACAACGACAACUCCUCCAUCUUACUAUUAGCUGAACUAAAAUAGUGGUUUUAACUUCAACUGAGCUAGUUGUAUUUGUAAUUAUGGACACAUGGAAAAGAGGAGCUCACAUAAUCCUAUCACAUUACCUUUGUUUUGAAAUAUCUUUUUGGGUCUUUGUGUAUAUAGAUUAUUUUUUUUUGGGGGGGGGCUCGGUAAGAAAUACAUUCUAUUGCUUUGACAUUGUAUUAUUUGAAUGGUGUCGUUUUCACUCUCCUUUCACUCUUCACUCUCCUUUCACACUCCUUUCAGUGGUUACUUAACACUCAAACAGAGAGGACUCCAUACCAUGAGGCAACAUGUAUACCUUCUGUUUCUCUUGUAUUUUUCCCCCUCAUUUGUAAUUAAAUUGUAAUCGGGGUUAAUUAAAACAGGUAAAAAUGGA